GUCAAAAAUGUAGUGGGGGCUUAUUUUAUGACACGGUGUCUCAUGUUCAUUCGAUAACUAGCGGCCCGCGUUUUGAAAACACGAUUCCAGUUUAUUAUGUGAACAAACGCCUAAAAAUGGACCCCAAGUCCGCCGCUGUGAUCUACAAAGUGUUUUAUUUAGUGCUAAAUCUUGUCUUCACGAUUUACGAAUUAAUCGAAAACUUUUCCGUACAUUUAAGGAACAAACUGCAUGAACUUCGUCACGAGUUUCUCCCCGUAAACAAACACAGAAGUUUUAUGAAACUCGACAAAAUUCCGACCCACUUGACGGUCCUGCUGGGCUGCGAAGAGCCCUCCUACCAGGAUCUCGCUAACCUAAUUCUUUGGUGUCUGGCGGCUCGAAUAACCUUCGUCAGUUUUUAUGAUUACAAAGGUGCGCUGACGAAAAGCGAAGACAAAUUGCGGUUGGUGGUAGAAGGCAAGAAAAAUUCGACGGAUCACGUGAUCUGGCACGACCGGGUGGACUCGGGGUACAAAAAUGGGUACACGGGGCGCAAAGUGCACGUGAAGGUGCUGUCGAGACAGGACGGAAGAGGCGGGUUCGUGAAGCUGACGAAAGAAUUGAGCGGCGGCGCGGACUUCACCAUCGACAGUUUCGAUCAAAGACUCAAAAAAGACUUCCAGUUUCCGGACCCCGAUUUGGGGGUGUGCUGUGGUAAAACGUUCAGUUUGUUUGGCUACCCGCCUUGGCAGAUUCGAGUGACUGAGUUUCUGACGAUACGUACCCAUCACAAUAUUAAGUUCAAUAAUUUUGUUGAGUUGUUAUCUAGAUAUAAUAAGUGUGAACAAAGAUAUGGCAAGUGAAUGUUAAAUCAGUGUAUGUAAGGCGAAAAAUAUUUAUUCCGCAAAUAAAAUGAAAGUUACAUCA
Molecule: messenger RNA, 909 nt
Organism: Zophobas morio
Lineage: Eukaryota; Metazoa; Arthropoda; Insecta; Coleoptera; Tenebrionidae
Gene: Tango14
Product: dehydrodolichyl diphosphate synthase complex subunit nus1
Exons: 2
Coding region: 117-845 (242 amino acids)
Cellular component (GO): dehydrodolichyl diphosphate synthase complex; endoplasmic reticulum membrane
Molecular function (GO): ditrans,polycis-polyprenyl diphosphate synthase [(2E,6E)-farnesyl diphosphate specific] activity
Source: RefSeq, a predicted model, not a curated record